AUGUUUUGCAUGUACUUGCUUCGACAAUGGAGUUUUGAGUACUUACUAGAGAUCUCACUCUUCUACCCCACUCAUCGUCUCUGUGAUACCAGUACUUCUAGUACUACUACUGCCACUCAGAGCUGCCCCUUGCAAGACCAGCAGGAGUUUGAAGCCCGCUUGGAAGUUCAUAUCAUGAGCCUUUUGGCAGCCUUGGAAGGAGAACAUCACGGCGGGGAGAAGGAACUGAAGGGCGAGGUGGGCCGCGACGCCGGGGAGAAGAAGCGCGAUGGACCAGAGGAGAAGCCACUGCUGUUGUUCCAGCAGGUGUCGCGGUGCUUCUGCAUGCCGAUCAAGCAGGCGGCGGAGGAGCUCAAUGUUGGGCUGACGCUCCUGAAGAGGCAGUGCCGGGAGCUCGGGAUCCCGCGGUGGCCGCACCGAAAGUUGAAGAGCCUGGAGACGCUCAUCAAGAAUGCUCAGGAGCUAGGGAAGCCUAUGAUUGAAGUGGAGAUGCUGCAACGGAAGAAGAAGCUGAUCGAGGAGAGGCCUGGGCACAUUGAGCUGGAUGAGGAGACGAAGGUGCUGAGGCAGGCGUGCUUCAAGGAGAAGUUCAAGAGGAGAAGGCUCAUGGCAAUGGAGCGGUAA
Molecule: messenger RNA, 624 nt
Organism: Triticum turgidum subsp. durum (durum wheat)
Lineage: Eukaryota; Viridiplantae; Streptophyta; Magnoliopsida; Poales; Poaceae
Source: the annotation of a GenBank genome assembly